UCGGUGGCGGCGGAGGCGGCGGAGGCCAGGGAGGAAGAUGUCGUAAUGAGCGGGGGCGAAUCUGUCAGACAACCUAUCAAUUGGGCUGAUGAUGUCAAUGUUCCAGUGGCUUCCAACAGGCAUUAAUACCUGUUGGAAAUGGAUUCUCAUUGGCUGGGGCGAUUGCAGAUCCACAGACCAGCAUGGCUGCCACUGCCGCCGUCAGUCCCAGUGACUACCUGCAGCCUGCCGCCUCCACCACCCAGGAUUCCCAGCCAUCUCCCUUAGCCCUGCUUGCUGCAACAUGUAGCAAAAUUGGCCCUCCAGCUGUUGAAGCUGCCGUGACGCCACCUGCUCCCCCGCAGCCCACACCGCGGAAACUCGUCCCUAUCAAACCUGCCCCUCUCCCUCUCAGUCCUGGCAAGAAUAGCUUUGGAAUCUUGUCCUCCAAAGGAAACAUACUUCAGAUUCAGGGGUCACAAUUGAGCGCAUCCUAUCCUGGGGGGCAGCUGGUAUUUGCUAUCCAGAAUCCCACCAUGAUCAACAAAGGGACCCGAUCAAAUACCAACAUCCAGUACCAGGCGGUCCCUCAGAUUCAGGCAAGCAGUUCCCAGACCAUCCAAGUACAGCCCAGUCUCACCAACCAGAUCCAGAUCAUCCCUGGCACCAACCAAGCCAUCAUCACCCCCUCACCAACCAGUCACAAGCCUGUCCCCAUCAAGCCAGCCCCCGUCCAGAAGUCGAGUACGACCACCACCCCUGUGCAGAGCGGGGCCAAUGUGGUGAAGCUGACAGGUGGGGGUGGCAAUGUGACGCUCACUCUGCCUGUCAACAACCUCGUGAACACCAGCGACACUGGGGCCCCUACUCAGCUCCUCACGGAGAGCCCUCCCACCCCACUGUCUAAGACUAACAAGAAAGCCAGGAAGAAGAGUCUUCCUGCCUCCCAGCCCCCUGUGGCCGUGGCUGAGCAGGUGGAGACGGUGCUGAUCGAGACCACCGCAGACAACAUCAUCCAGGCAGGAAACAACCUGCUCAUCGUUCAGAGCCCAGGCGGGGGCCAGCCGGCUGUGGUCCAGCAGGUCCAGGUGGUGCCCCCCAAGGCUGAGCAGCAGCAGGUGGUGCAGAUCCCCCAGCAGGCCCUGCGGGUGGUGCAGGCGGCAUCCGCCACCCUCCCCACCGUCCCCCAGAAGCCCUCCCAGAACUUUCAGAUCCAGGCAGCUGAGCCGACACCUACUCAGGUCUACAUCCGUACGCCUUCUGGUGAGGUGCAGACAGUCCUUGUGCAGGACAGCCCUCCAGCAACAGUUGCGACCACCUCCACCACCACUUGUAGCAGCCCUGCGUCCCGUGCUCCCCAUCUGAGCGGGACCAGCAAAAAGCACUCGGCCGCAAUUCUCCGGAAAGAGCGUCCCCUGCCAAAGAUCGCCCCUGCUGGGAGCGUCAUCAGUCUGAACGCAGCCCAGCUGGCGGCAGCGGCCCAGGCCAUGCAGACCAUCAACAUCAACGGUGUCCAGGUCCAGGGCGUGCCCGUCACCAUCACCAACACCGGUGGGCAGCAGCAGCUGACGGUGCAGAAUGUUUCUGGGAACAACCUGACCAUCAGUGGACUGAGCCCCACCCAGAUCCAGCUGCAGAUGGAGCAAGCCCUGGCCGGAGAGGCCCAGCCCGGGGAGAAGCGGCGCCGCAUGGCUUGCACGUGUCCCAACUGCAAGGAUGGGGACAAGAGGUCUGGAGAGCAAGGCAAGAAGAAGCAUGUUUGCCACAUCCCUGACUGCGGCAAGACUUUCCGUAAGACGUCCUUGCUGCGGGCCCACGUGCGCCUGCACACCGGCGAGCGGCCCUUUGUCUGCAACUGGUUCUUCUGUGGGAAGAGGUUCACACGGAGUGACGAACUCCAGCGGCACGCCCGCACCCACACAGGGGACAAACGCUUCGAGUGCGCCCAGUGUCAGAAGCGCUUCAUGAGGAGUGACCACCUCACGAAGCAUUACAAGACCCACCUGGUCACGAAGAACUUGUAAGGCCAGCUGGGGCAGGAGGCCCCGAAGAUGCAAUCCCCCGUCUGUGUCCCGCCUGGGCCUCCAGCAAAAAGGAGGCCCCGGCUGCCCCAGGCCUGCCCGCAGCCCUUCCCUCCUGUACUGCAACUGUCCCCACAGGAAGGGGCUCUGCUGCCCUGCACUCGCCUCCUUCUGAAGCCCCUUGGCUCCGCCCUAGCCCUUCCCUCUCACCACGAGCUCCCGGCCUGCCCAGACUGUGGACACUGGCCGUGCCCAAUGAGACGUUCUAAACCAGGACGAGUGGGAACCCUUAUUUCCAAAGGAAAAACAUGAAUUUCACUCCGUCGAGGAGCAAAGUGAGCCCCCCCCAACACUGCCGGAGUCGCAUCGUGCCAUGCCCCUCUCUCUCCUGCACCUUCCUGGUCCCGCCAGCCACCGUGGACGCCCCAGGGCCGUGCACCCAGGGCACCGCUGGCACUGCCUCGGAAAGGCUCCAGAGGCCACCUCCACUCCACUCCACACGCCCCAGCCCCGCCACAACUCCCCUCCAGCACAUUCCAACUUUCUAUUUAAAAAGUAAAGCUACCCACAGACUCCCUGACUCCCCUCUUUUUCUAUGGAGAACGUUGCCUUAUACUCGACUUCAGAUGAUGAACACUGUGUAUUGUGUGUGCUUUAAAGAAGUUUUAUUUAAUUGCUCCCCUCCUCCCGUCCUUGUGUCUCACCUCCCCAUGCCUGCUUUCAGUUUAGGGUUUUGGGGGGCAAUAAUGAGCAUACGAAUCUUUUUCUCACUCUAGCAAUUCUCUUUUCUAAAUGACAUAGCAUUUCAACUCGAAUCUGGAUUCAGAUAAAAACACCUUCACAUCCUGAACCUCUCCCGUCCCCCUUCAUCUCACCCACCCAACCGGCCCAAGCUCUACUUGUGUACAGUGUAUAUUGUAUAAUAGACGAUUGUGUCUACUACAUGUUUAAAAACAUAUUGCUUGUUAUUUUUGAGGCUUUUAAAUUAAACAAAAUCCAACUUUAUUUUUAGUUGUAACUGCUUGAGGUAUGUUUUAUGAAUUAAGUGACAGAUUUGUUAUCCUUUAUUAACGAUGUACUUUGUUGGUCAGCACUGGGCUGACAAAAAUUUUUUCUUGCUAAUAAAUUUAGUUGCCUGAGGCAAAAUCUGCAACUUGGCA
Molecule: messenger RNA, 3160 nt
Organism: Diceros bicornis minor
Lineage: Eukaryota; Metazoa; Chordata; Mammalia; Perissodactyla; Rhinocerotidae
Gene: SP2
Product: Sp2 transcription factor
Exons: 8
Coding region: 183-2003 (606 amino acids)
Biological process (GO): regulation of transcription by RNA polymerase II
Molecular function (GO): RNA polymerase II cis-regulatory region sequence-specific DNA binding; DNA-binding transcription factor activity, RNA polymerase II-specific
Source: RefSeq, a predicted model, not a curated record